CCUCCGCCAGGUCCGGCUGUCUCCUCCCUCCACACAGACCUUAAAAACGGGAUGGCGCGUUUUGACUCUCUGGGGUGACUGUGCAAACCGGCCACGCCUCUGCGACACCAGCUGUCAGAGCCGCGCGUGGGGCGCGAGGGCUGGGAAUCGACUCCACUCAUCGACCCCCAAUCUCAAUCCUCACGCUGUGAGAAAACUCCGACUUUGCCGAGGCCCCAGGUGCAGCGGGGCUCGGCCAAGGAGGCACCUUUCUCUGUCCCCAUUCCAAUCCAAGCGCCCCUAGCUCUGACGACGCCUAGAGACUCCAGAGUGGGUGCUAAAGCUCCCAGAGCUUGCAGCAGGUGUCCGGGGCGGGCCUCCGACUUUCCGGAGACAGUCAGGUUGAGGUCUUGCCCUCCCCAAAGCCCCAGCCCCUUCUUGGAGCUGGCCGUCCCGCGCCGCUGGAAACCGUGCCUCCUCGCAGCAUGGCCACUAGCCUCAGCCUGGACGAUCCUCUACUGCCAGUCUCGCUGUCCACCCAGCAGACCACGCUCCUACUGCUCCUCUCGGUGCUAGCCGCCGUGCACGUGGGCCAGCGGCUGCUUAGGCAGCGGCGGCGACAGCCAGGGUCCGCGCCCCCCGGUCCCUUUGCGUGGCCGCUGAUCGGAAACGCGGCGGCUGUGGGCCCGGCGCCGCACCUCUCAUUCGCGCGCCUGGCGCGGCGCUAUGGCGACGUCUUCCAGAUCCAUCUGGGCAGCUGCCCGGUAGUGGUGCUGAACGGCGAGCGCGCCAUCCGCCAGGCCCUGGUGCAGCAGGGCGCUGCCUUCGCCGACCGGCCACCCUUCGCCUCUUUCCGCGUGGUGUGUGGCGGCCGCAGCCUGGCUUUCGGCCGGUACUCGGAGCGCUGGAAGACGCAGCGGCGCACAGCGCAAACCACGAUGCGAGCCUUCGCCACGCGCCAGCCGCGCAGCCGCCUCGUCCUCGAGGGCCACGUGCUAGGCGAGGCGCGCGAGUUGGUCGCGCUGCUGGUGCGCGGCAGCGCGGGCGGCGCCUUCCUCGACCCGCGGCCGCUGACCUUGGUGGCCGUGGCCAACGUCAUGAGCGCCGCGUGCUUCGGCUGCCGCUACAGCCACGACGACGCCGAGUUCCGAAAGCUGCUCUGCCACAACGAGGAGUUCGGGCGCACGGUGGGCGCAGGCAGCCUGGUGGACGUGCUGCCCUGGCUGCAGCGCUUCCCCAACCCGGUGCGCACCGCCUUCCGUGAAUUCGAGCAGUUCAACCGCAACUUCAGCAACUUCGUCCUCGCCAAGUUCCUGCGGCACCGUGAAAACCUUCGGCCCGGGGCCGCCCCCCGAGACUUGAUGGACGCCUUCCUCCUCUCGGCGGGAAAGGAGGCGGCUGAGGGCUCGGGCGGCGGCGGCGCGCGGCUAGACGUGGAGUACGUGCCGGCCACUAUCACCGACAUCUUUGGCGCCAGCCAGGACACUCUCUCCACCGCGCUGCAGUGGCUGCUCAUCCUUUUCACCAGGUAUCCUGAAGUGCAGGCUCGGGUCCAGGCAGAACUGGAUCAAGUCGUGGGUAGGGACCGUCUGCCCUGCCUGGACGACCAGCCCAACCUGCCCUACGUCAUGGCCUUUCUCUAUGAAGCCAUGCGCUUCUCCAGCUUUGUGCCCAUCACCAUUCCUCACGCCACCACUGCCAAUGCCUCUGUCUUGGGCUACCACAUUCCCAAGGACACGGUGGUUUUUGUUAACCAGUGGUCUGUGAAUCACGACCCAGUGAAGUGGCCUAACCCGGAGGACUUUGAUCCAGCCCGGUUCUUGGACAAGGACGGCUUCAUCAACAAGGACCUAGCCAGCAGCGUGAUGAUUUUUUCAGUGGGCAGACGGCGGUGCAUCGGGGAAGAGCUUUCCAAGAUGCAGCUGUUUCUCUUCAUCUCCAUCCUGGCUCACGAGUGCAAUAUCAAGGCCAAUCCAGACGAGUCCCCGAAAAUAGAUUUUAGUUACGGCCUGACCAUUAAACCCAAGUCAUUUAAAAUCAAUGUCACUCUCAGAGAGUCCAUGGAGCUCCUUGAUAGUGCUGUCCAAAAGUUACAGGCUGAGGAAGACUGCCAGGGAGAAGCCAGAAACAAGUUGAAAUUUUAGAAGUACUCAACUUUUGAGGGAUGGGGAGUAAAAUUUUCUGGCUCCCCUGUGCCACUUUCUCAAUUAGCCUAACGUAAGCAUAAACCAAUUGUAGACGAUGUGCCUCACACUCGUGUGCUCAGAUGAGCGCUGGGCUAUGCAGGGGCUCUGGGAAGAUCUUUUGAGUCAAAGAGUUAAAGGGCCCCCCAAUUUUUAUACAACUAUCAAAUGCUGGUAAUAAUUUCUUAUAGGAGCAUUCUUUGGAAUUAAAACACACAUGCACACACACACAAAACUACCAUUAGGUAGAGGUAUCUCAGUAAUUAUGCUUUCGAGGGUGGAAUCCGAGAUUGAUGUUCUGUGUGCUGAAAUCUGCCCCAUAGAAAACCGUAUUAAGCAAAGUUCAGAAUGUAUUGUUGAAUACGCAAAGGCAAAUAAUUUCAGUGUAAGACGUGUGAUUGAGGGUGAUAAAGGAAAAGGUGAAGACCAGAAAUUCUCUUCUCACCUUUUCCGUAAAAUCGCUUAGUUCGGCUCUAGUAUCUAUGGAUGGAGUUAUCGUUUUGCCUACUGGUGUGCUUUUGCUUACAUUUUUGGAUGAGUUAUAAAGUCAUUUUCUCAAAUAGAAAUUAAUAGUAGUUGAUUUAGUGAUUAUAGUGGGUUUCAGUGAUUUAUUAAGAAUUUUAAAGGCUAAGUUGUUAAAUAGUAAAAAAAAAAAUCCAAGCUGAAGUCAUAUCUCUCUUGGUUGCCAAAGUACAGAAUUUCAAUUAUAAGAAAAAAAAAAGGAUUUACCAGCCAAGCUAAGCUUUAAACUAUGUGAUUGUAAUGCACUGAUUUCAAUGUCUCACAUGUUAACAUAAAAGUCCACAAAUAGUAUUCAGUAUGUAUGCAUACAUAGUUAUUCAUAAGCAACAUGUAUUAGUUAUUUUAUUAUUAAAUAGUUAGUAUUCAUUAUUUUGGUCAAGAAAAGGUUGAAUAAUGUAUGUCUUUUAUAAUGUCAUAGCAAAUCAAAAAGUACAACCAAUUCAAUCAGUUUUGGCUCAAAUACAUGAAAUGAGCUUGAUUAAAUCAAUUGCCUAGUUUUGACAUCCUGGAAGCCAAGUUGAAGCAAAGUCUCUUCUCUCAUCCAAAACUUGAAUGAGAACUGAAAAAAAUCUCAAAAUUGGAUCCGUGAGAUGUCUUCCUUAUUACUUUAUAAUAUAUUUAUUAAAAUUAUGUUCAUAACACAGAAUAUCUUUUUGAAAUUGUUCUAGUUAAUAUGUUAAAAUUCCAAACUUUUGGCAUGCUUAAAUUUUAAUUUUAAAGCCAUUCUGAUUAUUGAGUUCCAGUUGAAGUUAGUGGAAGUCUGGCCAUUAUCCUGCAGAAGGCAGAGAAAUGUAACCUGUGUCUGCUUGAUUAACGGUGAAAAAUGCAAUGAAUUAUCUGGAUGUUCUCUUUAUUAGGUAACAAGGGGGAAAAUUCCCAUCAUAACUGACCUAGUUUCUCUUGUAAAUGAUUUUUUUUUUAAGUAGCAUGAAAGUCUGUGUUUUGCAAAGUCAGGAUCAGAAGACAGUCUUGGGAGGCUGUUUGGAAGAUUGUGUUGUGUUCCAGGGGAGCUGAUCAGAUCAGUUGUGCUAUUUAAGAUGGCCAACCCAGUGAGCAGUCACUUUGGUAACUUAAAAACAUAAAGCGUCAACAAAAUGUCUACAUUCAGUUUAUGUAAAUAACCUGAAAACCUUAAAAAAAGUGAUGGAAGAUUGCAAAAG
Ceratotherium simum simum (southern white rhinoceros) is the source of this 3844-nucleotide messenger RNA. It is a transcript of the gene CYP1B1, whose product is annotated as cytochrome P450 family 1 subfamily B member 1. Gene Ontology annotation, biological process: hormone biosynthetic process; progesterone metabolic process. The record is from RefSeq and is a predicted model, not a curated record. Gene Ontology annotation, molecular function: iron ion binding; heme binding; steroid 17-alpha-monooxygenase activity. Lineage: Eukaryota; Metazoa; Chordata; Mammalia; Perissodactyla; Rhinocerotidae.